GGUCAUUAGCAGGGUAAUUAAUUACAAGGACAGUGCCUGAUGUCAACCCUCUGCUCUUCAGCCAGUGCAACAGCACAGACAGAAAUCCAGUGAGUGUUCCACUCUGAGACACACUUGCACCAGAAGCAAUACUGAAGGAGUGGUCAGCAGAGAGAAUCUUUUUAAAAAGUGAAAGAAUUCUUUUAAAAGAGGAAGUUUAGGGAAGAUAAGUAACUGUUCCAGGCACACCAAACCAAACACACCCCUCCCUCACUGACACCCGCUCAGAAGACACUGCAGAGGAGAGCAGGGCACCGCAAUCCACAGAGGGCAGAACAAAUAACCACAAUGCAAAUGAAAGCCACAACCCACUUCAGCUCCUUCAGGAAUGACAGCAACUGCACCAGCGACAGCAGGAUCAGCCAAGUCAUCUUCCCCUUACUCUACACAUUUCUGUUCCUGGUGGGGACCACGAUGAAUGGCCUGGCAAUGUGGGUCUUCUUUAAAAUAUCCAGUAAAUCCAAUUUCAUCAUCUUCCUCAAGAACACUGUGAUCUCUGACUUCCUCAUGAUCUUGACUUUUCCAUUUAAAAUCCUCAGUGAUGCAAAGCUGGUGUCCUGGGUGUUGCGGGGGUUUGUGUGCCAGGUCACCCAGGUAGUGUUUUACUUCACCAUGUACAUCAGCAUCCUCUUUCUUGGUCUGAUAACUAUUGAUCGUUACCAGAAGGCCACUUCCCCAUUCAGAACAUCAACUCCACGCAGCCUUUUAGCUGCCAAGAUCCUGUCCACAGCAAUCUGGGUAUCAAUGUUUGCUCUCUCGCUACCCAACAUGAUCUUAAAUAAUAAGAAGAAAACACCCAAGAACGUGAGGAAGUGUGCUCUCCUGAAAUCAGAGUUUGGCUUAAUCUGGCAUGAAAUUGUAAACUACAUUUGUCAGCUCAUCUUCUGGGUGAGCCUAGCAGUCAUAGUGGUAUGUUACAUCCUCAUCAGCAGGGAACUGUACAAAUCCUACAAAAGGACACGAUGCACAGGGAAGGCAUCUAAAAAGACUGUCAAUUUCAAGGUUUUCAUAAUAAUCGCUGUGUUCUUUAUUUGCUUUGUGCCAUUCCACUUCACCAGAAUCCCCUACACCUUGAGCCAAACGAGAGACGUGUUUGACUGCUCUGCUCGGAACACGCUGUUCUACCUGAAGGAGACCACGCUGUGGCUGACGUCCCUCAACGCCUGCCUGGAUCCCUUCAUAUACUUUUUCCUUUGCAAAUCAUUUAGGAAGUCCUUGCUGGACAUGCUGUGCAAGCACAGGGCAGGGGCAGGGCUGGGGGCACAGAUGAAGGGGCAGAACGAGGGGGAUGACACUGACGAGACGCCGCUCUAGCUCUCAGGCUGCACGCCCCUUCCUGGCCACAGACGCUCACCGAGGGUGGCAGGAGCACAAAUCCAUCAGGAGCACCCAGAACUCCACCCAUUUCUCUAGAAACAGCCCUGCAGAUGGAAGCACGAGCCCCCUGGAGCCACCACCACUCCUGCAAAAAUAGAGAGCUACAUACCAGAGGAGCCCCCCGGCGCCAGCCCCCAGCCUUGCCAAACCAGGAGCUCCCAGACCCCAACGCCUGUCAGGACUGCUGGGAACAAGUCUGAACUCAAAGGUGGAACUGUGAGGAAAAACUUAGAACCAUGAAAUGCUACAGAUGACACCAUGAACUGUAAAGAUUUUGCAAAAAUAGCUAAACUUGGGCCAGAGUAAAGUUCACGACAACACAAGACCUGAGAAAUGCAGAUAAAAUCCACAGUAGAUGUGAUUUUUCAAUACAGGGGGUUGUCACCUUGUAUGCAACUGGCAGAAAAACAGAAACUUAGAGACAGCCAUUUGGGCAGAUUUUUGGUAACAGAAUAACACUGCUUAUCUCAUUCUAUGCUUGCAGUUCCUAAUCCAUUCACCAAUAAUUAAUAGUUGUAUUUCAGAGGAAAUUAUUUCAUAAUCAGGCUUAUCUUGAUAUUACUAAAUCCCCAAAUCCUUCCCCUUACUACAU
Onychostruthus taczanowskii (white-rumped snowfinch) is the source of this 2008-nucleotide messenger RNA. It is a transcript of the gene P2RY12, whose product is annotated as purinergic receptor P2Y12. Gene Ontology annotation, biological process: blood coagulation; G protein-coupled receptor signaling pathway. Bases 328 to 1353 code for a protein of 341 amino acids. Gene Ontology annotation, molecular function: G protein-coupled purinergic nucleotide receptor activity. The record is from RefSeq and is a predicted model, not a curated record. The transcript has 2 exons. Gene Ontology annotation, cellular component: membrane. NCBI's taxonomy places the organism in Eukaryota, Metazoa, Chordata, Aves, Passeriformes, Passeridae.